Dipodomys spectabilis (banner-tailed kangaroo rat) is the source of this 1472-nucleotide messenger RNA. It is a transcript of the gene Knstrn, whose product is annotated as kinetochore localized astrin (SPAG5) binding protein. Gene Ontology annotation, cellular component: mitotic spindle; microtubule plus-end; centriolar satellite. The transcript has 9 exons. Gene Ontology annotation, biological process: regulation of attachment of spindle microtubules to kinetochore; mitotic sister chromatid segregation; spindle organization. The record is from RefSeq and is a predicted model, not a curated record. NCBI's taxonomy places the organism in Eukaryota, Metazoa, Chordata, Mammalia, Rodentia, Heteromyidae. Bases 1 to 933 code for a protein of 310 amino acids.
AUGGCGGCCCCCAGCGUGGCGGCCCGAGCCACGGCCUUCCGUACGGCCGGGCCCGCCACACCGGAACUGCGCUCCCUUCCGCCCAGCUACCGGAAGUCCCCAUUUGAAACGGAGGCGGCCGACUCCGAGGGCGCCCUGGCGGUUGCGGCCCCCAGUGUCCCGGACGAGAGCGACGCGGAGCGGCCGGCGCCGGGGCCCCAGCCGGGCGGCCCCGUGACCAUGACCAGCGCGGCCAAGACGCUGCACGGCCUGCAGCCCCCCUCGGCGCCGAGCGCAGGGCAGCCCUCAGAUUCACAAACUCGAGCUACUUUUAAGAGUCUCCUACCUGUUAAGUCCAAAGAAGUUGAUGUUCCCAGACAUCCUCAUUCAGGAGGCUCAGAGAACGAUAUUACAAAAGUCACCAAACCAAAACGAGAUAUUGGGCAGAUGAAAGCUGCAGAGACUACCAUCAGGAAAACCCUCCGAAAGGGCUACAAGCCACUGGGUAAGCAAAGGUCAGAGGAAGACCUCAAGGAUAAGAACCAGCUUUUAGAGGCUGUCAACCAGCAGUUGCACCAGAAGUUGACGGAAACUCAGGAAGAACUGAAAGAUCUGACUCAGAAGGUGGAGCUGCUGGAGAGGUUCCAGGACAACUGCUUAGCAAUUUUGGAGAGCAAGGGCCUCAACCCAGGCAGUGAGACCCUGGCUUCACAGCAAGAACUCACCACGGAUCACUCGGACUCUAUGUUGCUAUUAGAAACGCUGCAAGAUGAGCUGAAGCUUUUUAAUGAAACUGCCAGGAAGCAGAUGGAGGAGUUACAGGCCUUAAAGGUAAAGUUGAAGAUGAAAGAAGAAGAAAGAAUCCGAUUCCUGGAACAGCAAACUCUGUGUAAUGAUCAAGCCAGUGACAUUUCAGUAGCCUUGGAGGAAAUGGAGCAGCUAUUAGAAAUGUAAUAAAAGGCAGGGGCCAGGUGGCUCCCACUUGGGGUAAACUCAGAGGAAGCCAUGUAGGAUAUCUUCUUGGCCAUAAUCUUGAACUCUCCAUCCCCAAUUGACAACUUUUUCUACAGUAGGAUUCAGGGCAGUUUAUACUGAAUGGGAGUUCCUCUUCUAAGCCAUUUUCCCUAGCUUCAGAUUGGUCAGUUCUGAGCUUCACUUGUAGAUAAUGGAGGCCUACACAAGGGUCCUGGAGGCUUGACUCCACCUCCUAGGCCAUAAAACAGCCCACCAUUAGAAUCAGGAGACUUAAUCAGCUACAGUUGAAGAAUCGAGGAAGUCACAGGCAGAUUUGCAGAAAGCAACCCUUAAUUACAGUGGAGCAGAGGUGCACACAGGAGACAUCAUUGAGUCAUGGACAGAAUAGUACUUCAUUGUCAAUUUAUGAAACUGGACUUGCAAAUAAUACAUCUUGGAGCUUUUCAUCCAAAUGACAUCUGUCUGUUUGUUUUUAAGUACUACUUUUGAAAUAAAUAUUUUAAAUAUUCUGACUGUAA